AUGCCUGCCGAUUCAGAUCUAAUUGUUCCUAACGGGGAUGACCGACAUGAGAGCAGAAACAAUUUCAAAAGUUUGGCUGAAAGGUCGAACCAUGAAGAUUUUAUAAGGCGAGCAGUGGACCUGUUGGUUGAGAGAGUGGUCUUUGGAAGAUCUUUAAGAACAUCCAAAGUAGUGGAAUGGUCUGCACCUCAGGACAUCGCAACAGCAAUAGAUUUGCGGCCGAGGGACAGUCCAGCCACACACGAUGAGCUCUUAGGACUUAUGGCUGAUGUGGCUCGUUACUCCGUCAACACAGCGCAUCCUUAUUUUGUGAACCAGCUCUUUUCUUCUGUGGAUCCUUACGGUUUAGUUGGCCAAUGGUUGACUGAUGCUCUAAAUCCUAGCGUCUAUACAUUUGAAGUGGCCCCAGUCUUCACUCUUAUGGAAGAAGAAGUUUUACGAGAAAUGAGGAGUAUAGUGGGGUGGGCAGAUGGCGAAGGAGAUGGUAUCUUUAGUCCUGGAGGUUCAAUAGCCAACGGUUAUGCUAUCAGCUGUGCUCGGCAUUAUUUCUAUCCAGAAACCAAGAGCAAAGGUGUUUACGCUGUACCAAAAUUAGUACUCUUCACGUCAGAACUUGCUCACUACUCCACCAAGAAAAUGGCCACCUUUAUGGGCUUAGGUGGCGACAACUGUGUUUUAGUUAAGACGGAUCAGUAUGGUAAAAUUAUACCGGACGAUUUAGAGGCAAAGAUUUCUAAGGCUAUUGAAGAUGGAGCCACCCCCUUUUUGGUCACCGCAACUGCUGGUACUACCGUGUAUGGAGCAUUUGACCCCUUGGUGCCGAUAUCCUCAAUUUGCAAAAAAUAUAAUCUGUGGUUACACGUUGAUGCGGCUUGGGGUGGUGGUGCUCUUAUGUCGAAAAAACACAGACAUCUCUUAAACGGAAUUGAAUUAGCUGACUCAGUGACGUGGAACCCUCACAAGCUCUUGGCGGCGCCACAACAAUGCUCUACCUUUCUAAUUAGACACAAGAACGUCCUCAAAGAGUGUCACUCGAGCAACGCCAAGUAUCUUUUUCAGAAGGACAAAUUCUACGACACUUCUUACGAUACCGGCGACAAACAUAUACAGUGUGGGCGACGAGCUGACGUGUUGAAAUUCUGGUUUAUGUGGAAGGCUAAAGGCAGUGAAGGCUUCGAGAAACAUAUCGAUACACUUUUCGACAAUGCAACCUAUUUCACCGAGCAUAUAAGACAAAGGGAAGGUUUUCGGCUAGUUUUGGAUAAACCAGAAUGUACUAAUGUCAUGUUUUGGUAUGUACCACGAUGCUUGCGUGGAUGUGAAAACGAUUCCGAUUAUAAAGAGAGGCUACACAAGGUCGCGCCGAAAUUAAAGGAGCGCAUGAUCAAGGAAGGAAGCAUGAUGGUGACCUAUCAGCCACAGGGCGACCUCGUCAACUUCUUCCGUAUCGUGUUCCAAAACUCCGCUUUGGACCACAAAGAUAUGGUAUACUUUGCUAACGAGUUUGACAGACUCGGUAAAGAUAUUGUAGUAUAA
Arctia plantaginis is the source of this 1536-nucleotide messenger RNA. The record is from the annotation of a GenBank genome assembly. Lineage: Eukaryota; Metazoa; Arthropoda; Insecta; Lepidoptera; Erebidae.